Messenger RNA from Oncorhynchus kisutch (coho salmon), 2890 nucleotides. Its product is annotated as Na(+)/H(+) exchange regulatory cofactor NHE-RF2-like. NCBI's taxonomy places the organism in Eukaryota, Metazoa, Chordata, Actinopteri, Salmoniformes, Salmonidae. Gene Ontology annotation, biological process: protein localization to plasma membrane. Gene Ontology annotation, cellular component: apical plasma membrane. The record is from RefSeq and is a predicted model, not a curated record. The transcript has 4 exons. Gene Ontology annotation, molecular function: protein-membrane adaptor activity; signaling receptor binding. Bases 149 to 844 code for a protein of 231 amino acids.
GUCUGUUUGUUACAACUGAACCAAAUUAGAACUUAGAUUUUAAAUUACAAUGUCAAACUUUUUUCUGUCAUUGUGUUUCCUCUCUCUCUCUCUGUCUCUCUAUCUGUAGUUGCCAUCGGAGACAGCGUCGUUAGAUACAGAGUUUCCCAUGGCGACGGUGGAGCUCCUCCCCCGGCUGUGUCACAUGGUGAAGGGGGAGCUGGGAUACGGGUUCAACCUGCACAGUGACAGAACACGGCGAGGACAGUUCAUACGCAGCGUGGAUCCCGGGUCCCCCGCCCAACACGCAGACCUCAGAGCCCGGGACAGGCUGGUGGAGGUAAAUGGAGUGAACAUCGAGGCGUUGAGACACUCAGAGGUGGUGGCGUUUAUACGUGGCGGGGGGGACGAGACACGCCUCCUUGUGGUCGACGCGGAAACAGACGAGCUGUUCAAGAGGCUCGGGGUCACGCCCACCAGCACACAUGUCAGAGAGGUCUAUGUGGACGAGCCAAUGACAGACAGCGCCCCACCCACCCCCUCUUCAACCACUGACCUCCCUCCAAUGGAUCCACCAAUCAUCAACGUCACCCUGACGGGCUCACCAAUCACAAACGGCUCGCCCAAUUCACAGACCAAUUCCCAGUACUCACGUGGCUCGACUACCCAAUCAGAAUUCAGCAGCUCAGAUAUGAGCAUUCAGGUCCCUGAGGAUUAUGAGCGCCGUGUUUCAGACCCGUUCCUGGACAGCGGACUGCAUCUGAGCCCCACGGCAGCCGAGGCCAAAGAGAGGGCCCAACACGGCAAGAAGAGAGCGCCCCCUAUGGACUGGAGCAAGAAACAGGAGAUCUUCAGCAACUUCUGAGAACCACACAGAACCACACAGAACCUUCACAACCAUGUUCUUAAGUCUGUCAAGGUUGGUAAAGGUCUGGCACAGGGACACACCAUAACCAAUGUUGGCCGUGCGCAGUAGAUCAUCAGCCCGGAGACAAUGUCAUCGUGGGAAAUUAAUAGCAAAUGGCAGCCAAUGAUCUGUGGUGAGAGGCGAUAGGAGGACCUCCCGCUGCUGCACGGCUGACGUUCGUUAUGGUGUGUCAUGUGACAGAGCGUCACCAGCCAAUCAAGAUAAAAGGCUGCAGUGGCUCUGAAACAAUUCUGAGAAAAACACAGAAAGCCUCUGUCCCCGGCAGGAUCUGAACCCUGGUCUCCCACGGGACAAACCAACAUCUUAACCAUUAGACAAAGAGGAAAUUCCCUACGGUCUGAGGGCCAACACUUAUUGUGAAGUCACAAGCGGGGCUCCCUCAUCACGUGACCAUGAGCAGCCAUGACCGUCCCAUGAACGUCCCAUGCUACACCUCUAUAUACCACUACUAUGGAUUAUUACAGUACCUUAGGAUGAGGAUAAAUCAUGUUGAUGUAUUUAGCCAGGAUAAUUGACUCAGUUCCACUUGUUUCCAUGGCUCUUGUUUCCAUGGCUCCUAAACGUUUCUCAGAGCUGUGACUUUACUGAAAGUUUUUUUUUCCUUCUACAGCAACUAGUAAGAAACAUUCACUGGCCCAACCGCCACACACCGAACCCCACCUCUUCACCCUCCACAGAAAAACAGGGUGGAUUGCUUCCCAAAAGACUGAGAUGUGGGCCUGUAUCCACAAAGUGUCUCAAAGUAGGAGUACUGAUCUAGGAUCAGUUUAGAGUUUUUUUAAUGUCAUAAUGAAUACAAUAAAUCGUAUAGGGAAGGAUCUGAUCCUAGUUUUAUUAGAUCUCACGGACUGAGAUCUAACUCCAAGGCACAAUAAAUCUACGGUUUCACGAGACUGCGAUGCCGACCACUAUUGUCCAGAGUUCCAGACGGAACUCUUUUCAGGUCAUAUUGAACCCUUUUUGGUUCCACAUAGAACCUCUUGAUUCAAAUAGAACUCUUGAAAGGCUGCUGUUUGGAACCUAAAGGGGUUAUCAUCUGACCUGGUUCUACCUGGAACCUUUUCCAGAGUUGGUUCAACAGGGACAAAUGGUUCUACAUAGCCCUUUUGAGAGUAUAGAAGCGAGCUUCUCAGAUGUAUAAAUGAGGUACGUAGGAACCACAUCACGUCAUAGACACGGACGUCUGAAUGAUGGACAGACUGAUGGGAUGAAUCAAAGUCAUCUGACUGUGAGAUGAAGAGAGUCUGACUCUGAGAAACAGAGACAAACGCUCAAAUGAGUGUGAUGGGCGUCACAGAGGUAGAGAAAGAAAGUCCAGGAUCUCAAUGGAUUUUCAGGUGAAGAGAUACGAGUUACUAAAGUCCUUUGUAAUGAGUGAAGAGGAGACACAUUGGGAAUUGGGUGCAUUGCAUUGGGUUGAUUGAACUCUACUGCAUAAAUGUUGCCUAAACUGCAGAGAGAGACUUGUGUCGAUGUGUAGGCCAACAAAUGCCUGAACGGUUAGCCAUUAAGAUAAAAACACUAUUUAUGUGAUUAUGACUGAGUUAUAUUAUUCUAUGAUAUUAUUAGCAAUUUGUUUACAAACUGUGUUCUUCUAGAAUUGAAAUAUUUGGUUUUUAUUCUGUUACAAUUUUUGGUUCGAAAGUAAGACAUACCCAGCUAGCUUUGUCUGCUGUCCAGAACAGAACUCUGAGUUGAAGGAAGAAAUGUGAGGAGCCAGGUUCAGCUCUAGAUUUGAAAUGUGAGGAGCCAGGUUAAGCUCUAGAUUUGAAAUGUGAGGAGCCAGGUUCAGCUCUAGAUUGAAAUGUGAGGAGCCAGGUUCAGCUCUAGAUUUGAAAUGUGAGGAGCCAGGUUCAGCUCUAGAUUUGAAAUGUGAGGAGCCAGGCUCAGCUCUAGAUUUGAAAUGUGAGGAGCCAGGCUCAGCUCUAGAUUUGAAAUGUGAGGAGCCAGGUUCAGCUCUAGAUUUGAAAUGUGAGGAGCCAG